AUGGUUUAAUUCAUCAUGUUUAGAGGCGGGCGAGGAGGCGGCGGUGGCUUUCGCAGUGGUGGCGGCGGCGGCGGCUUCCGCGGCGGCCGCGGACGAGGAGGAGGACGACCUAGUUUUGGGAACCGCAGCUUUGAUAUGGGGCCUCCAGAACAGGUUACAGAACUAGGUCAUUUUAUACAUACUUCUCAAGAUGAUUUGAUUUUGAAAGCCAAAAUUGAAGAUGUGCCUUUUUUCAAUGCUCCUAUUUAUCUUGAAAAUAAGGAACAGAUAGGCAAAAUUGAUGAAAUAUUUGGUAAUAUAAAAAACUACAUGGUAUCUGUGAAGUUGGGAGAAGGAUUAAAAGCAGAAUCUUUCAAAAGAGGCCAAACACCUGGUGGCUUUGGUAGUAGAGUGGAGCGGGAGGCUUGGUUAAGGGGUGGUGGGGGUUUUGGUGGUCGAGGAAGAGGGGGUGGUGGUGGCUUUGGACGAGGGGGUGGAGGAUUCAGGGGUCGUUGA
Messenger RNA from Gryllus bimaculatus (two-spotted cricket), 495 nucleotides. The record is from the annotation of a GenBank genome assembly. Lineage: Eukaryota; Metazoa; Arthropoda; Insecta; Orthoptera; Gryllidae.